AUGUUCUCACUAGAAAAUUUUAGGCGGGACUGGCGUCUAGCGUUGGCAAGAUUUUCCUGGUGGCGCGCCCUAAACUUUAUUUUUAUUGAAGAUGUAGCAAGCGACCUGCCGCAGAUUACUUCUCAUGAGCGAGUAGAAACCGACCUCAACAUCUGA
Molecule: messenger RNA, 156 nt
Organism: Plasmopara halstedii
Lineage: Eukaryota; Oomycota; Peronosporomycetes; Peronosporales; Peronosporaceae
Exons: 2
Coding region: 1-156 (51 amino acids)
Source: RefSeq, a predicted model, not a curated record